Messenger RNA from Peromyscus maniculatus bairdii (prairie deer mouse), 3631 nucleotides. The record is from RefSeq and is a predicted model, not a curated record. Lineage: Eukaryota; Metazoa; Chordata; Mammalia; Rodentia; Cricetidae.
GGAACCAGGCUGAAGGGACAGGAAAUUCCACCAUUCCGUGUUGGACUCGGGGAAUGGCGUGUUCCGGAAGUGCAUGAGGAAGACCCAGCCGGGUAUUCGGGACCUGAAAUCUCCCCGGAGCCGCAGUCGCCGCGCGGGGCGGCCUGGGAAAGUCACCAGUCAGCAGCGCAGUGGCGGGAACCGCAGCCCGGCGGCCCUGGAACCUCCCAGGGCAACAAGCCAUCUGUUCAUUGUUCCUGAAAGAAAAACUCAAAGAAGAGAAAUGGCUGAUUAUCCAGUAAACAUGUCCCAGGAUCUGCUGGGUCUGCUGACAUUCAAGGAUGUGACUGUGAACUUCUCCCAGGAGGAGUGGGAAUGCCUGGACUCUGCUCAGAGGGCUUUGUACAUUGAUGUGAUGUUGGAGAAUUAUGGAAACCUGCUCUCUGUGGGGAACUAUUAUAUAUGCGAUCCUGUCUAUCAACAUGUGAUGACUGAAAAGGAGUCUUGUCAGUAUAAUGAGUGUGGCAAAGUGCUUCAUGACCCCUGCACAUAUGCACUUCAUAGAACAAAUGAAACUAUAGAAAACACUAAUAACCACAGACGCAGUAAUCACAGGGAUGACUAUAUUGAUUCAUCAAACACAGAUCGACAUGAAAGCAUGCACACUGGAGAAGAACCUUCCAAGUCUAAAGAUUGUGAUAAAUCUUUAAAUUUGUGUUCCAGCAUUACUCAAGAUCAGAGACUGUACAUUGCAAAGACACAGCACAGGCAGGGAGAAUAUGAUGACUACUUUGACUCUACAUACAGUCUUUUGCAACAAAAAUUCUCCAUUGGAGAGAAACCACACCAGUGUAGGAAAUGUGGGAGAUACUUCAGUGCUGCCUCAAGCCUCACUAGACAUCAGAGAAUUCAUACUGGAGAGAAACCUUACAAGUGUGGAGAAUGUGACAAAUCCUUCAGCCAACGUUCAAAUCUUAGAGCACAUCAGAAAAUUCAUACUGGAGACAGACCUUACAAAUGUAUGGAAUGUGACAAAUCCUUCACCCAUAAAUGUUAUCUUCAGACACAUCAGAGAGUUCAUACUGGAGAGAGACCUUAUAGUUGUAAGGAAUGUGACAAAUCUUUUAUUAGGGGCUCCUACCUCAGAUCACAUCAGAAAAUUCAUACUGGAGAGAAACUUCACAAAUGCGAAGACUGUGAUAUGUCCUUUCUCCGGAUUUCAAGUCUUAAAAGACAUCAGAAAAUUCAUACUGGAGAGAAACCCUUCAAAUGCAAAGAUUGUGACAUGUCCUUUCUCCGGAUAUCUCUUCUUAGGAUACAUCAGAAAAUUCAUACUGGGGAGAAACCUUACAAAUGUCUGGAAUGUGACAUAUCCUUUAAAUGGAUUUCAAAUUUUAGACGACAUCAGAAACGUCAUACUGGAGAGAAACCUUACAAAUAUCUGGAAUGUGACAAAUCCUUUACCCACUUGUAAAAUCUUAGAACACAUUAGAGAGCUCAUACUGUAGAGAGACCUUACAGUUGUAAUUUUUCACUCUUCUCUGCUUAUAAAUCCCAAUAGCAUACAUAAUAUGCUACAGGAUAACUUUUUAUGUACUGUGAAGAUAUGUGUUUUCAAAAGAACCUUCUGAUUGGUUUAAUAAAAAGCUGAAUGGCCAAUAAUUAGGCAAGAGAGAAUGUGCAGAACUUAUUAGGGGAGAGAGCAACUUGGGAUAUAUCUGGUGUAGCAGGAGAUGCCAGCAAGACAAGAGAAGAGUCAGAUGUACAGAAUGGAGGAGAAGUAAAGAACCACUUGGCAAAAUGUAGGUUAGUAGAAACAUGUUACUUUAAGUUAUAAGAGCAAGUUGGGAACAAGCCUAAGCUAAAGGCCAAUCUUUCAUAAUUAAUAAUAAGUCUUUGUGUCAUUAUUUAGGAGCUACCAGUCCAAAGAAAGUCCAACAAGAAAGACAAACUACAAUAAUAGAAACAUAAAGAUAAGAAGCUUGUGAAAGACUAUUACCAAGUUUUAAAUCUAAGAAAAUAUGACAGAGUUCAUAUUUUUAAAAAUUCUGAAAUAGUAACUGAAAUUUUUUUAAUGUGUAUGGGUGCUUUGCCCAUUGUGUAAAGAGUUGCUUUGCAGCUCUUUCUGCAUACUACUUGUUUGCCAAGUACAUCUGAAUGCUAGUAGAGGGCAUAAGACUCCCCAAAAGUGAAGUUACAUACAAUUUUGAGCACCUAUGUGUGUGUUACAAAUUGAAUCCCAGUCCUCUGGAAGAGCAACCAGUGCUCUUAAUCAGUAAAUUUUGACUCCAGCCACUGUGAAAUGCCAUAAUUAUUUAUCCUAGCUGGGAAAUGGUAGUACACACCUCUAAUCCUGGCAUUCAGGAGGCAGAGGCAAGUGGAUAGGUGUGAGUCUGGGACCAGCCUAGUGUACACAGCUAGUUCCAGGAUAGCCAAGGCUGUUACAUAAUGAAAUCUUUUCUCAAAAACAAUAUUGUGCAACAUUCAAGAAUUCAUAAUAAAGACAGUCUACAUGGUGUAUGCCUUUAAUCCGAGCAAUCCGGAUGCAGAGGCAAGAAGAUCUCUGAGUCUAAGGCUAUCCUGGUCUUCACAGUGAGUUCCAGAACUGUCAGGAGUACAUAGACCUAUCUUGAAAAAGUUAAAUCAUAAUACGGACAAAAUAUAGUAACAUAAAAAAUGUGACAAAGACCUCUAAUUGUACUGUACAUUACAAAAUUCAUAAUUCUGAGAAAAGAUAUAGAGGUAUACCAUACAUAAUCCCCAUGUCUUCUGUUCGUUGGGUGUUAUAGCCACCAAAUGAAUUUGACAAAUCCUUUACCUAGUGCUGAAAUUGCCAAUAUAAAAGCAAAUUCAACCUGAAAGAAAAUGUUCUAUUAGAGUCUCAUCUUUUGUUCACUUUCAAUAAUCUUUAUACUAGACUCAAACCUUCCAAAUAGCAAGAAAGUGAGAAACUGUAGAGAGGUAGGCUGUGACUGACAACAGAGGCAUAUCACAAACAGCUUAGAAGUCUCUAAGGGCUCUGGGCUUGGUGGUGCAUGCCUUUAAUCCCAGCUCUCUGGAGAAGAAGCAGGUGAAUCUCUGUGAGUUCAGCCUGGUCUACAGUGCAAAUUCCAAGACAACCAGGACUACACAGAGAAACCCCAUCUCAAAAAACCAAAACAACAGCAACAAAAAAUUCUCUGAGGACAUGCAGAAAUUCAGUUUGAACUACUGAAGAAAAAUGGGGAUUUACUCCACACAAAAUAAUAAAAUGAUAUGGCUUUCAUUAACUGCCUGUAGACCCUCAUGGAGGUAAAGGAGACUUGUGAAACCCUCUCUCAGCCAUGAUGAUAUGAUAAUAUGUAGUAGAACAGGCCCACAGGGUUGAGGAAAUUGGUUCAAACCAGUUGCCAAGGUAUGUACAUAAUGUACUUCCUUAUAAGCCAACCUGGAGUCUGCCUCAGGACCUUGCAACAGGUGCUGUUCAGAGUUCAGAUUGUGCAGAAUCUGCCUGAGGGCCUCGCCACAGGUGCUGUCAGAGGUCCUGAUUGUGCCCAGCCAGUAAGGGACAGCCACACAAUGUCACCAGAUCAGGACAUAGACUGGGUGCUGGGAGAAGGGUACAUAAGGCUUUCCCCAUUACUGAAUAAAUGAGUCUGCUCUUUGUCUUUCA